Messenger RNA from Parnassius apollo (apollo), 270 nucleotides. The record is from the annotation of a GenBank genome assembly. Lineage: Eukaryota; Metazoa; Arthropoda; Insecta; Lepidoptera; Papilionidae.
AUGAACAAAAUGAAAGACAUACAAAGAAGAGUCUUUAAGCGAAGGUUGCUUGCAUUAGUGGAUGAAAUAAUGGCAGAAAAGCAAUACAUUGUGCUAAAUAGUCCAAGCACAUUACUGUCUACUCCAUCGCCAAUCAAUACUGACAUACUAGUUGAUACUAGCACCAUGAAUGAUGAUUCUAAUUCACAACUCACGCUUUAUUAUCAGUCCAUUCCAUUGUUAUCUAAUCAAGAUAAUCAAAAUGAUAAUAUUGAAGAUCAAGAAGAGUAA